AUGCCGCCGCACCGCGCCUUGCCGCGCUCGUCCACCGGCUACCACGGCGUGCGGCUCCGCCUCUCCGGCCGGUGGGGCGCCGAGAUCACGCGCGGCGGCGAGCGGUUUUGGCUCGGGACGUUCGACUCGGCCGAACUCGCCGCCCGUGCAUACGACGUCAUGGUGUGGCGCUACGACGGCGGCGCCGGGCCGCGGAACUUCUUCGACGUCAACAACCUCGCGGCGGCUGAGUUCGUGGCGCCACCGCCGCGCCGAGGAGCGCGCUGUCCGCCGGGAAUACAUGCGGAUGUCCAUCCGGAACCGCGAUGA
This is a messenger RNA of Lolium perenne, 309 nucleotides long. Lineage: Eukaryota; Viridiplantae; Streptophyta; Magnoliopsida; Poales; Poaceae. The record is from RefSeq and is a predicted model, not a curated record.